Acanthopagrus latus (yellowfin seabream) is the source of this 3262-nucleotide messenger RNA. RefSeq names its product inturned planar cell polarity protein (gene intu). Gene Ontology annotation, biological process: cilium assembly; vesicle-mediated transport; establishment of planar polarity. The record is from RefSeq and is a predicted model, not a curated record. Gene Ontology annotation, molecular function: protein binding. Bases 122 to 3034 code for a protein of 970 amino acids. NCBI's taxonomy places the organism in Eukaryota, Metazoa, Chordata, Actinopteri, Spariformes, Sparidae. The transcript has 17 exons. Gene Ontology annotation, cellular component: cytoplasm; cilium.
UGCACCGACGCGCUCGUCAACGCUUACAACAUGGCGAUAGAACAUCACCGCUCGUUUAAGUAAAAGUUUAGCUUUUUUUUUUUCGUGGUAGCGGCGGAGGUUAACAACGUCGUCUGGGAAAAUGUCAUCUUUAGCAAAUUCCCGUCAGUUUAGCGAGAAAACUCUUCACAGCGGUCACACGGAAGAAGAUGGUGACGAGCACGAUAGUGACUGUGAAUCUGCAUCGAGUUACUGCAGCUCCGACUACUCUGAUGACUUGGAACCAGAAUGGCUGGAUGACAUCCAGAAGAAUGGCGAGCUUUUCUACCUGGAGCUGAGUGAGGGCGAAGAGGAGGCUGCGUUGGCCCAAGCCGCCGCCAAUCAAGGUGUAUCCACUAAUCAUGUCCGCUUUAGCGAAAAGGAGGCAGAGAUUAUCACGGAGCAAAACAAGAAGCAGAGAUGCGGAUCACGCGCGAAAGGUGAGCCCACGCUGAAAAGGCUGGCCAGGAUCCUGAGGAGAAAACGUCGGCCGUCUCAGCGCAGAGGAGGAGGGAAGGAUGCGGGUAAAGACAACUUAUCGUCACCUCUGGCGUCCAUUCUGAAGAACCAGCCAGGUCAAAGGCAGGGUGUGACGGUUCAGCCACAGCAGCUGAAGGAAGUGUGUGUCUACCUCAACCCUAAACGUCUUGCAGGUCCGUCAUCACCUCUCUCUGACAGAGGAGGCCUGCUGGAGGCACUGCUGGGGGUGGUGCAUCGCUCCUCUCGGAACAGAGUACAGGGGGACCCUUCGGUGGUCAGACAGGAGGAAAGACUGACUGUUCACGGAUUAAUACCCAACAGCCCCGCAAUCAAAUGUGGUCAAAUCCUAAUUGGUGAUGUGCUUGUAGCAGUGGAUGAUGUGGAUGUGACUUCUGAAAACAUUGAGAGGGUUCUGUCAUGCAUCCCAGGACCGACACAGGUGAGGCUAACCUUGGAGACAGUGGCUCUGGUGGACGACAGCACUGCAAACGACACUUUGUCGGUCCGCAAGAUAAAGACUUCUCCACCGGUCAGCCAGCUAGUGCGUUUGUUGUGGGGGGAGGACACAGCCGAACUUCAGAUGUCCAUAGGACACAUCCCGCAUAUCGUCAUGUACCUCUCACUUAAACUGGACUCAGCAUCACCACAGGAGGAGGAGGAGAUCUUGUACCAGUACCCAGUGUCUGAAGCAUCCAGCCAGCUGAAAGGAGUGAGGGGGAUUUUCCUUACCCUGUGUGACAUGCUGGAGAAUGUCACAGGAGGGCGGAUCAUCAGUUCCUCUCUCCUGCUCGGGAAACAUCUGGUCCAUGUGGGCUACUGGAAGGAAAGCAACAACCUGUUGGUCAUCGGUCUGCCUGCUGAGAGGGUUCCUCUGCUGUGUCUGCAGACGGUGGUGGGAGACGUGGUCCGGACUCUAAAAGUGAUGUACGGCUCCUUAGAAAGUGCCUUCUGCAAAGUGGACCACGGUCCCCGGCUGGACCAUUUCUUCUGCCUCUUCUUCCAGCAGCUCAUCCAGCCAUCGCGGUUGAGGGACGGCUCCUCAGCCCCGCCCCCCGACGUCUCAGGGACACUUUUCCUCGACGGACUGCCGGCGGUCCGAUGGCUCACGCUGCCUCCAGAAAUCAAGAUGGAGGUGGACACUGUUCUCUCCGAUUUCGAGUCUUCUGAUUUUGGAGAAAUGUCUGAGGACUUUUUUGGCCUGAGGCGUCUGUAUGUAAUUCUUGGCUCCUGUUUGUUCUACAAGUCCUACCUGAUCGCCAACCAUCUGCCCAAAGAAGACCUGCUGGACGUGUGCCUGUACUGCCAGCACUACUGCCUGCUGCCGCUGGCGUCCGAGCAGCGGGUGGGUCAGCUGGUCAUCUGGAGGGAGGUGUUUCCCCAGCAGAGAGCUGGCGGCGGCGGCGGCGGCAGCACAGUGCCCGGCUACAGCCAGCCUCAAGGACGACACUUUCUCCUCAUAGUGGGGCUGAGGCACUUCAUGCAGUGCGUGCUGUUGGAAGCAGGAGGUUGUGCCUCACCAGCUUUGGGCUCUCCAGGACCUGAUUGUGUUUACAUAGAUCAGGUGAAGGCCACCUUGCUGCAGCUGGAGGUGUUAGAGGCAGGUAUAGAGGAGCGUCUGAACGCUCCGCCUGCUCCCUGCCUGUCCUGUGCAGACUGGUUCCUUCCUGCCGCCACGGCCCGCGACCGCCUCGACAGCCUGGCCUCUUCUUCCCCCGUCCUCAGCAAGCUAGCCGGAGCGGUUAAAGGCUCCUCCACGGGCUCCAGAGGCCGCAGCCUGUUUGGGGACAAGGCCCGGAGGUCCAGCCCCCAGAGGAGCCUGUCGGACAGCGGGAGUGAGGGGCAGAUGGAUGGGUCUGGGUCAGGGUCUGGAUCAUCAAUGGCUCCAGGCCUCAGUCCACAUUCCACACCGGACUCAGCGAGAAAGCUGGGAGUGCGACGGGACUCGAUGGGGUCUGGAGGGUCUGAUGGGAGUGGAGGCAGUGGAGGCCUCUUCAAGAUUCCCAGGAUGAAGCACCCAAACCCAUUCUACCUGGGCACCCUGAAGAAGACUCUGACUGAGAGGGAGACAGAGGAGAUGUAUAACACUAUGAAACUGACCUCAGGUGCAGAGAACACCUUGUUCCAUUAUGUCAUGAUGGAAACAGUUCAGGGAAUCUUCAUCGCUCCUACUCACAGAGAAGUGGCUCAGCUCAGCGGCUCCAUUCACCCUCAGCUCAUACGCAACUUCUACCACUGCUGCCUCUCCAUACGUGCUGCAUUUCAGCAGAGCCUCCCAGCCAGGGGUCGCCGGGCUGCAGACAGGCCUCAGGGCGGUGGUUGGGGUCUGGGUCCAGUCAAGGAACACGGGGUUCUGUUCCAGUGUAAACCUGAGAACUGGACCGACCAGAGGAAACCUCCUCCCACCAUGACCUACUGGGUCAUAGGACGGAUGCUGCUCGAGCCCGUCCCUCAGGAAUUCUACGUGUGUUUCCAUGACUCUGUGGCAGAGGUUCCUGUAGAGAUGGCUUUCAGACUCUCCUUCGGCCUGGCCUUGUGAUUGAUGAUGGGACACACAAACCACAAUUCUCAGGAAAACUUUUUACGCUUGUUGGAAAGCACCUGAGAGAAAAAAAAAUGUGGGGAUUUUAUGCUUGUUGUCCCAGUUCCUCUGGGGUGAUGUAAAAGACAGCUAAGCAGAGUCUGAAUCUUAUAGUGUGCCUCAGGUUUUCUGCAGAUUAUGACGCAGCCUUGAGGCAGUGAUAAGCAAAUAGAAGAUUCAAACUGG